Molecule: messenger RNA, 1807 nt
Organism: Anopheles darlingi
Lineage: Eukaryota; Metazoa; Arthropoda; Insecta; Diptera; Culicidae
Exons: 2
Coding region: 197-1078 (293 amino acids)
Source: RefSeq, a predicted model, not a curated record
AACUGUUCGAUCGGGCCGGUCAUACCCCAGACUAAACAGUCGCAACCCUACCGGCGACCAACGCGUACAGUGAGUUGAGUAAGCGGAGUGCAGUUGGAUCGGCAACACCGCCAGCGCUUUGAUCUAAGUAGAAGGGCAAGCUGCUCUAACUUUGUGCAGUUGGAUUAUAGUUAACGUCCCGACGGGAGUGAAGAAAAUGUUCUUUAACCAGCUGUCCGUUGGUAGCCACAAGGUGUUGGUAUCAUCGUUACUGGCAUUAUGGCUGCUUGUUUUCAUUCCCAGGGCGGAAUCUGCCGCUCUCAGCAGUCCGCUACCAGUGUCUCCUUGUCCUAACAUUUUCAAGUACGCCACCGAUAGUGUAAAGCAGCAGAUCUAUGGCAUCGUUGACACUCGGCAGCAGCAGGUCGAUAAGUCCGGCACGUUAGAGCUGCAUCUGUCUAUUGCUGGCGAGCUGCUUUCGAAGUACGUCGGUUCCAUCGAGGCCAUCGAAGAUAAUGCACAGAUAUUGGAGCAGUUCAAUAAGGGACGGGGCGUAUCGUACCGCGUUAAUUUCCCGAUUCAGGAGCCUCUGCCCAAGCUAACGAAAGUUAUCUUCAACGGUCGUGAACUGUGCACUGGACCUGGCGAUCGAGGAUCCUUCGUCAGCUCGGUCACGUUGCGGCACUUUUUGCGAUCGGACACGUGCACGGAUGCGAAGUGCGAUCGCACACCACUGAUACCGCCAAAGGUAUCGCCGCAGCUGACACUGACACCGGUCGCUCCGAAACCGGUGACCGGCAUUGCCGUUAGGCCACAGACGGCCAUUGUUCCCCCAUCGCCAUUACCGGUCACCAAGGCUGUGCUACCAGCAGAAGCAGUGGAGGCCCCUGUGGGUGCACCGGCAGUCCAGCAUGAGUACCAGCGUACGAUCGAACGCAAGGAGGAAACGAACAACCCGCAGGACAACAGCACCUCGGUGAAGUACAUUCGCGAGGAGAUCACCUAUCGCAAGCAGGUCAUCACACCGGGAGGUUCCAGUAACUUGCAGUCGGACGAACUGCAGCUUCCCUCGUUCGUAAGCGGAAACCUGGCGUCGUAGUGUGCUGUCAUCAUAGCCGAUCGCCUCGUAGGUGGUCUGGCACGAUCAUCUCCUUACCGGGUAGCACACGACCAAAAGACCGACGGCCAGUUGCCUGAUCCCCCCACCCUGGCUGUUCCAGCUGCUUCUCCGGCAUUCGGCUGAUAAUUUCUGUCCGCACUAACAAAAUUUUGAAUAAAGAUUCCAAUUUUUUUUUAUUUAUCUCCGCAUCAACUGGUGGCACUGCAUGGGUGUCCGUGGGUAGGGGCACGAACACGCUGUCUGUUGGCAAUAUGGUGUACCGCGCUGUGGCACUUCCCGUGUGCAUACGUUAAUGAGUCCGAUCAACCUGUUUCUUUGGAGCAAACCGUUGGAACUAGUUUUCGCUACACCUGUACUUUGCGCGCCGUGAGUCACAAGGGGGAAGGACGAGACAAUAUGGCUGAGAGCACGAGCCGGGGUAUUCACAGUAGAUUCUGCUCUGUCGGGGGCUUAGGGAUGAGCGAGCGCGGGCUUUUGUGUGGCGAAUGGAUGGUGGGUAGCGCUAACAGCCCCUUCUUUUCGCUCCGGUUGAAAAACCGAAAUCAGCGUCGUGUUGAAGGUCAAUCGAAUGGUCCAGUCGCUGGUUCAGCCAAACGCAGUUGAUGCUGAAACCAACUAGUUCGUUUACUUAGCCGUUACACCGUUUUAUUGCUUUCAUUUAACUUAAGCAUAUUCAUUGAUAAGAGCCGAUUCAAAUUGGUAGUCGUG